Molecule: messenger RNA, 633 nt
Organism: Zychaea mexicana
Lineage: Eukaryota; Fungi; Mucoromycota; Mucoromycetes; Mucorales; Lichtheimiaceae
Exons: 4
Source: RefSeq, a predicted model, not a curated record
AAUGUUGAGUAAUAGUGAGUAGCAAAAGAACUUUGGUAAAAAAAAAAGGCAAAGUAAAAAGUAAAGCAGGAAGAAGAGGGAAGAGCGAAACAGCAGCGUACCCCUUGCUUCAGGUAUAUAUACCGUUCUGGGGCCCCGAGCCCAUCGGAAGAAGAUGCUUUCCCAUACAUGCAGUGGUGGUAGUGGUAACCAUGACAACCGCGGCUUUACCCCUUUCAACCCUUUUCCCAUGCUUCCUUUCUUUACUUUACUGCUUUUGCUACGCCCUUCCUUUUCCAUUACUCCUUUUCGUUUUCAUGCUGUCACUCCGCUCGACUUAUUCUUUCUUUUUUACGUGUGCUACGUUCUUCCCUUUUCGUUCACUCUUGUCAUUUUCCCACCCAUUCCCUUUUCGUUCACUAUUUGUCAUUCCCCCCAGUUCCCUUUUCGUUUCUACGUUUUUCUUUUCGUAACCAUGGUUCCCUUUUCGUUUCCGCGUUCCCUUUUUGUUCAAUCUUGUCAUUCUCCCACCCAUUCCUUUUCCGUUACUAUGUUCCCUUUUCGUCACCGCGGUUCCCUUUUCGUCCUCUUCCAAAAAGAGUUUGUCAUUGUCAUUUUGCUUUCCCCUGCUUAAACGUGUCCGACAUAGAUUUA